Messenger RNA from Macrosiphum euphorbiae (potato aphid), 465 nucleotides. NCBI's taxonomy places the organism in Eukaryota, Metazoa, Arthropoda, Insecta, Hemiptera, Aphididae. The record is from the annotation of a GenBank genome assembly.
AUGUACAGUGAUAAUGCCCUGAAUACUUUCUGUUUGCCCAGAGAGAUAGACUGGCACUUUAUCCCACCAGCUUCGCCACAUUUUGGUGGUAUUUGGGAAGCUAACAUCAAAUCUUUCGAAGCGCAACUUAACUCUCGACCUCUUUGCCCCGCCAGUAUGGAAGCCACCGAUUACUCAGCACUGACUCCCGGGCACUUCCUGUUAGGUAAAGCUCCUAUGUCAUUACCUGAAGUCGACAUUCCUGAGCCAACACCCACCAAUCGACUCACCAGCAACGGAAUAAAUGGACCACUCCCCAGCCUAACCUCCAAGUCCACGAUCUCGUUCUCCUCAAGAAAGAAAAUAUGGCUCGAGGUGCACCCCAAUCCUGCAGACCACUUCGUGCGAGUUGUCACACUGAAGACAAAGGAUUCGGUGCUAAAGCGUCCUAUUAAUAAACUCAUAAGACUGCCUAUCGAACAUUAG